This is a messenger RNA of Camelina sativa (false flax), 1091 nucleotides long. Its product is annotated as metacaspase-8. Gene Ontology annotation, molecular function: cysteine-type endopeptidase activity. Gene Ontology annotation, biological process: proteolysis. Gene Ontology annotation, cellular component: cytoplasm. The record is from RefSeq and is a predicted model, not a curated record. NCBI's taxonomy places the organism in Eukaryota, Viridiplantae, Streptophyta, Magnoliopsida, Brassicales, Brassicaceae.
AGAAGACUUGUACUUCGUCAAUGGCGAAGAAAGCUCUAUUGAUAGGAAUCAACUAUCCAGGAACAGCGGUGGAGUUGCGUGGAUGUGUCAACGACGUCCGUCGGAUGCAGAAAUGCUUAAUCGAACGUUACGGAUUCUCCAAAAAGGACAUCACAAUACUGAUCGACACAGACAAAUCCUGCAUCCAACCCACAGGCAAGAACAUCCGCCACCAUUUGGAAGAACUCAUCGACUUCGGGAAAUCUGGUGACUUUCUGGUCUUCCAUUACAGUGGACAUGGCACGAGACUUCCGCCUCCUGAUGACGAAUCAGGCGACUCUACCGGGUAUGACGAGUGUAUCACUCCUUCCGAUAUGAAUCUAAUCAUGGACGAUGAAUUUAGAAGUAUGGUGUCAAAGGUCAAAAAAGGUUGUCAACUGACGAUAAUCUCCGACUCUUGUCAUAGUGGUGGUCUCAUCGAGGAAGUAAAGGAGCAGAUCGGGGAAAGCCAUGUGAAGCCGAUCGAGGAAAACCAUGCGGAUCCACCAAAACCUGGGAUUGCUAAUUACUUGCUUAGCAUUCUGACGAGCUUUUUAGCGAUUUGUGGAAUCUCAAAAUCUCAGACGACAGACCGUGGCGGUGGCCAAGAAAGUUUUGCCGAGGAGUUAGAAUUAGAGACCGAUGAGACCUUUGAUGUAAAAACAAGAUAUAUACCUUUCCAUAUCUACGUAAGUCUUCUCAAACAAAAAACCGGGAAAACUAAUAUCCAAUCUGGGAGUCUAUCUACAUAAGCUUAUGGAGAGUUCAGUGAUGCUAUUCAGACGAUACUGUCGGAGACGAGAAAGGACAAGAAGAUCACGAACAAAAAACUGGUUAUGAGAGCUAGGGAGAUUCUCAAGAGACAUAGGUUUAGUCAACGGCCAGGUUUGUAUUGUCAUGACCGUUAUGUUAAGAAACCAUUUAUAUGCUAAAAACCCAUAACAAGUUCAUCAGAGAAUUUUGGUUUAAUGGUUUCUUCUUCUGUAAUUUAAGUUUUUUGAUGUAAACGUUUUCUUUUUGUUGGUGGGUUUGACUAAGCCCUAAGUGACUUGUGAUUCAAGUAAUGUACAAUA